Molecule: messenger RNA, 5023 nt
Organism: Danio rerio (zebrafish)
Lineage: Eukaryota; Metazoa; Chordata; Actinopteri; Cypriniformes; Danionidae
Gene: dpysl3
Product: dihydropyrimidinase like 3
Cellular component (GO): cytoplasm; growth cone
Molecular function (GO): hydrolase activity; hydrolase activity, acting on carbon-nitrogen (but not peptide) bonds
Source: RefSeq, marked provisional
AGCAGUGUGCGCCACCACUAACAUCAGCAAAAGGGCAGAAUAAAGACAGCUGCAUCCACCGACAACUAACCAUGUCUUACCAAGGCAAAAAGAACAUCCCAAAGAUCACUAGCGAGAGGCUCCUGAUUAAAGGUGGUCGGAUUGUGAACGAUGACCAGUCCUUCUACGCAGACAUCUAUAUGGAGGAUGGAGUCAUCAAGCAGAUUGGUGACAACCUGAUCGUACCUGGAGGAGUGAAGACCAUUGAAGCCAAUGGGAAGAUGGUGAUCCCUGGAGGAAUUGACAUCCACACCCACCUACAGAUGCCCUUCAGGGGUACAACCACCGCUGAUGACUUCACCCAGGGCACCAAGGCUGCUCUGGCUGGAGGAACCACCAUGAUCGUGGAUCAUGUGAUCCCGGAGCCGGGCUGCAGUCUGCUGGAAGCGUUCGAUCGCUGGAGUAAAUGGGCGGAUGAGAAAGCCUGCUGCGAUUACUCUCUGCAUGUGGACAUCACCCACUGGAACGACAGCGUCAAGCAGGAGGUAGAGACCCUCAUCAAGGAGAAAGGAGUGAACUCGUUUCAGGUCUACAUGGCUUUUAAAGACCUCUAUCAGAUGAGCAACACCGAGCUGUAUGAGGUCUUCACCUUCCUUGGAGAGCAUGGAGGAAUUGCUCAGGUCCACGCAGAAAAUGGAGAAAUAAUUGCUGAGGAGCAGGCCCGUAUGCUGGAGAUGGGCAUCACUGGACCCGAGGGACACGUCCUCAGCCGCCCUGAGGAGCUGGAGGCUGAAGCAGUGUUUCGAGCUGUCACUAUUGCCAGUCAAACCAACUGUCCUCUCUAUGUGACCCGCGUGAUGAGCAAGAGUGCGGCAGACAUCAUCUCACAGGCCAGGAAAAAAGGUAACGUGGUGUUUGGAGAGCCAAUCACGGCCAGUUUGGGAACUGAUGGAACUCAUUAUUGGAGUAAGAACUGGGCGAAAGCUGCCUCUUUUGUGACAUCACCACCUCUCAGUCCCGACCCAACCACUCCAGACUACCUGAACACCCUGUUGGCCAGUGGUGAUCUGUCGGUGGUGGGCAGCGCUCACUGCACAUUCUCUGUGGCUCAGAAGGCCAUCGGGAAAGACGAUUUCACCCAGAUCCCUGAAGGAGUGAACGGGGCUGAGGAGAGGAUGUCCAUCAUCUGGGACAAGGCUGUGGUCACUGGUAAAAUGGACGAGAACAUGUUUGUGGCUGUGACGAGCACCAAUGCCGCCAAGAUCCUGAACCUGUAUCCACGCAAGGGCCGGAUAGCUGUGGGCUCAGACAGUGAUCUGGUUAUCUGGGACACAGACGCCGUGCGGACCAUCACUGCCAAAACACAUCAUUCUGCAGCCGAGUAUAAUGUGUUUGAGGGCAUGGAGCUGAGGGGAGCCCCGAUGCUUGUGGUCUGUCAGGGGAAGAUCGUUCUGGAGGACGGGAACCUGCACGCCACCUCUGGCACCGGACGGUUCAUUCCCUGCUCCCCGUUUCCGGACUUCGCUUACAAGCGCGUCAAAGCCAGGAAACAGCUGGCAAUCCUGAAGGCCGUGCCCCGGGGCAUGUAUGACGGCCCCGUGUCUGAGUUUUCACCCAUGUCGAGAGGUGGCACACCGUCAGCCUCCACCCGAACAUCACCCACCAAAGUCCCCGUCAGGAACCUGCAUCAGUCUGGAUUCACACUAUCAGGUCCUGAAGAAGCCCCUAUCAGACCGGCUGGCAGACGUAUCGUUGUGCCUCCCGGCGGCCGCUCCAACAUCACCUCCCUCAGUUAAACACAAAGAGCGCCAUGAUAAAAGCAACCAUGUAGAAGUAAGGUGAUUAGAGAGGUAAAGAAAGAAACGAAACCGUAAAACACUGAACUCAAGCCUUACCCUUCAUGAUUUACUCCUGCUGAAUGACUGAAGGUCAGUAGUCCACCUCUGAGGAAGGCAAAAAAAAAACAAAAGCCCAGCAAACAUUCACUCGGGCGUUUAGUGUAGCGACAUGUUCAUUUAUGUGUUUAGAUAAACGUAGGAUUCCCGUGAAAAAGAUUUUUUUUGUGUGGAUGUUUUUCAAAAGUUUGCGUUCGGUAGAGGAAGGACUACUGUCAUGCAUUGCAGAGGGCUUUAUCUGAAUAAAGAGGUGGAAGAAUGACGUCAAAAUCUGGACCAAUAAAUCCCUAUGGGGUUUCCCUUUUUACAAUAACGUGUGUGGAAAACAUAACUUAAAGGGAUAGUUCACACAAAAAUAUCAAUUCUGUCAUUAUUAGCUGUUUCAAAUCUGUUUGAGUUUCUUUCUUCUGUUAAACAUAAAGAAAAAUUUACUGGCGAAUGCAGAACAACUUGAAGUAUGGAUGUAAACGUCAGUUUUUUAUCAGCAUUCUUUAUAAUAUCUUGUUUUGUGUUCAACAGAAGAAUGAAAUUAAGAAAAGUUUAGAGAGUAAAUAGUUAGGAAAUAUCAUUUUUUGGCGAACUAUCCCUUUAAUUAUACUUUCGCUCUAUAAUGUAAAUGAGAAAGAACAGGCUCAUUGGGGAUACAUGCUCAGAUCUACAUAUUUGGGAAACUGCAAAUACGUACCCUGGUAUACAUCCAGCCAAUCCUAUCCCACGGAAAUUCAUAAUUUUAUUUUUUUAGUAGCCAAUUCGUAGGAAUUUGUACGACAUGAUUCAUGCAAUUUAAUAUGUUUUGCUUAGCCAAUGACGGUUGGGUUUAGGGGUGGGGUUUUGUGCCAUGCCUCCUCUUAAAAACUGUACAUUUUUGUAUGACUGAACUCGUAUGAAUUCAGUGACUAAAUUGACAAAAUGUAAAAUAGUUACGUUUCCUCGUAAGAUCAGGCUGGUCCUUCUGCAUUAUGUGUGUAAAACUAAAACUAUGGGGUGGUUUCAAUUUGGCAGAUUUUUCGUAAUAUACUGCUAACAGCUUACCACUAUAUGGACAACCUUUCCAGGAAGGACAGUUUGCUCGAUAGCUUACCUUGUACAGCGUCGGACUGGAACGCAGACUGGAGUCCUGCAUAUGAUGGUUCCAGAAACAAACAAAAAAUUUGACAAAACAGGUUCAUUGGGGAUACAUGUCCAGGGCUACAUAUUUGGGAAACCCCAAAUACGUACCCAGGUAUACAUCCAACCAAUGCUAUCUCACAGAAAGUCAUAACUUUUUUUAGUAGCCAAUUCGUAUGAAUUUGUCAACAUGAUUUAUACAACUUAAUACGAUUUGCUCAGCCAAUGACGGUUGGGUUUAGGGGUGAGGUUUUGUGCCAUGCCUGAUCUUAAAAAUGUAACAUUUUUGUAUGACUGAACUCGUAUGAAUUCAGUGACUAAAUUGACAAAAUGUAAAAUAGUUACGUUUCCUCGAAGCCUUACGUUUCCUCGUAAGGCUGGUCCUUUUGCAUUUUGUGUGUAAAACUAAAACUAUGGGGUGGUUUCGAUUUGGCAGAUCUUUCGCAAUUUACUGCUAUUUGCUUACCGUUAUAUGGACGUUACCAGGAAGGACAGUUUGCUUGAUAGCUUACCUUGUACAGCUUCGGACUGGAACACAAAGUGGACCAGGGUUUGAGUCCUGCAUAUGAUGGUUCCAGAAACAAACAUAAAAUUUGACAAAACAGGGUCAUUGGGGGAUACAUGCCCAGGGCUACAUAUUUGGGAAACCGCAAAUAUGUACCCUGGUAUACAUCCAGCCAAUGCUAUCUCACGGCAAUUCAUAACUUUUUGACUUAGUAGCCAAUUCGUAUGAAUCUGUAUGAUGUCAUUUGUACAAUUUAAUACAAUUUGCUCAGCCAAUGAUGGUUGGGUCUAGGGGUGGGGAUUUGUGCCAGGCCUCCUUUUUAAAAAUCUGACAUUUUCAUACAACUGAACUCAUAUGAGUUCAUGCGAAUUAGUCACUAAACUGACAAAAAAAUAUAAUAGUUAUGUUUCCCUCUGAGAUUAGGCUGGUCCAUCUGCAUUUUGUGUGUAAAACAAAUGCUACGCGACAGUUUCUAUUUGCCUGAUUUGUUCGCAAUAUACUGCUAACGGCUCACCAUCAUAUGUACAACUUUUCCAGCAAGGUCAGUUUGCUUGAUAGCUUACCUUGUACAGCAUUGGACUGGGACGCAGAGUGGACCAGGGUUUAAGUCCAGCAAAUAAAAACUGAGGCGUGACUCAAAAUGGUAAGCUUUAACAGACCCUGUUUUACUCAUUAAUUGAUAAUGCCGUCCUAAAACCUAAUGGAAAAAAUUUUGACGUCAAUCCUGCAGCUCUUUAUUCCCUCAUAAGCUUUAUUUGCGUACAUCAGCUGUGAUUAUUCUAGUAAAUGUUACUUCAUUUAAAGUGCUGAGUUGGUAUCACAAGCAUUUCUUAAACGUAUAACUGAAUGUUAAGGCAAACAUGCAAUGAUGUAUUGCUAAAUAUAACCGGCAUUUGUUUAAAGGGACAGUUCACACACAAUUGAGUAUUCUGCCAUAGUAUGUUCAAAGGGUUUCUUCUGUUGAACACAAAAGAAGAUAUUUUGAAGAAUGCUGGUUGCUGGCACCCAUUGACUUCCAUUCCACUAUGGAAGUCAAUGGGGGCGAGCAUUCUUCAAACUCUCUUCUUUGGUGUUCAACAGAGGAAAGAAACAAAUGGGUGAGCUAUCCCUUUAAUUCACACACAGUACUGCUCUCAUUACCUGUUUUAGAUGCGCGCUUUGAAGGAAUACGUGAACUUCAGUGGGAAACAUGAAGGAAAACAUAACAUUAAAAGAUAUAAUAAUUGUUUGAAAGCCUGCAGGGGAAAGAUAUUCAGCUUCUGCAUUUCAGUUCAGCUCAGAUGACCAGGUGCUACAAUCUCUUUUCUUAAAUGUAUUGGAAUACGUUUUUGAUAUCCAAAUGUUUGACGGUAGUUUGAGGUGUAGUUCAGCAGGACAGGUUUAGGUUAAAGCAGUUCACCAUACUGUAUGCAUUCAAUGACGAUGGCAUAACGUGAUCUACCAAAUGAUGUGGAGUACAGUAGGUUGUUUAUUAUAUUUAUGUAGGUUUGAUUGUAUUUUUUUUUACAGCUGUCUCAAAAAAAAGAAAAGAAAAAAA